Molecule: messenger RNA, 886 nt
Organism: Meira miltonrushii
Lineage: Eukaryota; Fungi; Basidiomycota; Exobasidiomycetes; Exobasidiales; Brachybasidiaceae
Product: acyl carrier protein
Exons: 3
Coding region: 23-466 (147 amino acids)
Biological process (GO): fatty acid biosynthetic process
Cellular component (GO): mitochondrion
Molecular function (GO): acyl binding; acyl carrier activity
Source: RefSeq, a predicted model, not a curated record
AUAACAGAAUACACAACCGAAAAUGUCAGCAAUGCGUGCAACUUCUCUUCUACGUGCCACACGUGCAAAUGCCGCCAGAUCGAUGACAAUGUCCGCUCAACGUAACCUUUCCAGCAUGGUUGUUAAGCCAAGCUUCGUUGGACGGCAAUUGAGCAGAUCAAGCGGAAUGUUGAAGGUACCUGCUUUCCAAACUCGUGCAUACGCUGCCAGCUCAGGAUUGUCAAACCAAGAGAUCCAAAAUCGUAUCUUUGAAGUUCUCAAGAGUUUCGAAAAGGUUGACCCUGCAAAGAUCUCCGCUUCUGCUGCUUUCACUACCGAUUUGGGAUUGGACAGCUUAGACGCCGUUGAAGUUGUUAUGGCAAUCGAAGAGGAAUUCUCCAUCGAUAUCCCUGAUGCAGAAGCCGACAACAUCACUUCCGUUCAAGAGGCUAUCGACUACAUCUCCAAAACACCUUCAGCACACUAAAUGAAUCGUAUGGUAUGCUUCUGGCAUGGUCUACACUAAUCAAUCAUAUUCCUUGCAUGAAUCAAUAUACGGUACUUAAAGAAGAGAACGGCUGUCAUGAGUGCUUGAGAUAGUAUUGUCGGCGAAGAGGUUGGAAUACAGGUGGUGGAUAAUCAUGCUUUUCGCAUGCUUUGACAAGACCGCAGAGGAAGAUGAUGUAUCAUCAAGGCACACAUGGAAGAAGGGACAGAGCUUGAUGAUGACUAUUGGCUGCUUAUUGGUGUCCGCAAAGGUCCUUAUUCCAUCUCCGCAAGGUGCUCGCCUCAUCAUGUGAGAGUUCCUAUGAUAUGUGUGAAGGCGAUGAUGGGAUGAGAGACGAGCUCUUAAUAGUAUCUUCAGAUAAGUGUUUCAGCCUUAUUAGAAGUUUAGUGUGUCAGUCCG